Molecule: messenger RNA, 366 nt
Organism: Micromonas pusilla CCMP1545
Lineage: Eukaryota; Viridiplantae; Chlorophyta; Mamiellophyceae; Mamiellales; Mamiellaceae
Exons: 1
Coding region: 16-366 (116 amino acids)
Cellular component (GO): nucleosome
Molecular function (GO): DNA binding; protein heterodimerization activity; structural constituent of chromatin
Source: RefSeq, a predicted model, not a curated record
CCACACUCCAUCAAAAUGGCCAAGCCCACCUCCAAGAAGCCCGCCAAGAAGUCCCUCAAGGGCGGCAAGAAGGGCGGCAAGAAGUCCAAGACCGAGACGUACAAGAUCUACAUCUACAAGGUCCUCAAGCAGGUGCACCCCGACACCGGGAUCUCCUCCAAGGCGAUGUCCAUCAUGAACUCCUUCAUCAACGACAUCUUCGAGAAGAUCGCCACCGAGGCGUCCAAGCUCGCCCGCUACAACAAGAAGCCGACGGUCACGUCCCGCGAGAUCCAGACCGCGGUCCGCCUCAUCCUCCCCGGUGAGCUCGCCAAGCACGCCGUCUCCGAGGGCACCAAGGCGGUCACCAAGUUCACCUCCGCGUAA